AUGGCUGGAGGUGGAGGGUUCAUUGCAGGCAAUGGGCCACGGACGGACUACCCUGGAAGGAUGACGAUGCUUGUGCUAGUCACUUGCAUCAUCGCUGCUUCCAGCGGUCUUAUCUUUGGCUAUGAUAUUGGAAUUUCAGGUGGGGUGACUUCUAUGGACGUGUUUUUGAAGAGAUUCUUUCCAUCCGUCUACAGAAAGAUGCAAGAAAAUUCUCAUAAUGAGAACAACUACUGCAAAUUCGACAGCCAACUUUUGACGACGUUUACUUCAUCGCUGUACAUUGCUGGGUUGGUGGCAUCUUUCGCCGCUUCGUGGGUCACGCGAGCUUUUGGAAGGAAGCCGUCGAUUGUCUUGGGUGGACUGAUUUUCCUCAUUGGAGCUGCCAUCAAUGGAGCUGCCAUGAACGUCGCUAUGCUUAUUAGCGGACGGAUAUUACUCGGAAUUGGCAUUGGUUUUGCCAUUCAAGCUGCACCAAUGUACGUCUCAGAGAUGGCCCAUCCAAAGAUAAGAGGAGCCCUUAACAUAUGUUUCCAAUUAGCGAUAACGAUCGGGAUUUUGGCAGCCAAUCUUGUGAAUUAUGGGACAAACAAGAUCAAUGGCGGCUAUGGAUGGCGCGUAUCGCUUGGCCUAGCAGCAGUUCCUGCCUUGAUCAUGACACUUGGGGCUUGUUUCCUACCCGACACUCCGAAUUCUCUCAUCGAGCGGGGCCACAAGGAGGAGGCUAUGGCCAUGCUGAAAAAGAUCCGUGGCACGAAUGAUGUGGGCCGUGAGUUUGAGGAUCUCGUUGAAGCCAGUGAGGCGUCCAAGCAAGUGAAGAACCCAUGGAGGAACAUCCUCAAGCGGAAGUAUCGUCCGCACCUAUGCAUGUCCAUCUUAAUACCAUUCUUCCAGCAGUUAACGGGCAUCAACGUAAUCAUGUUCUAUGCGCCGGUGCUCUUCAAGACAUUGGGGUUUGGGAAUGAUGCUUCGCUCAUGUCGUCGGUGAUCACUGGAUCAGUUAAUGUGGUGGCAACAUUCGUGUCGAUCGCAGCGGUCGAUCGGUGUGGACGGAGGUUUUUGUUCUUGGAGGGUGGAAUUCAGAUGUUAGUUUCACAGGUGAUGAUCGGCGUUCUCCUCGGAAUCAAGUUCGGUUUCACUGGCAUCGCAUCCCUCUCCAAUGCCUACGCCAUUGGGGUUGUCCUGCUCAUCUGUAUCUAUGUGGCAGCCUAUGCGUGGUCGUGGGGCCCACUCGGGUGGCUAGUCCCCAGUGAAAUCUACCCAUUAGAAAUACGAUCAGCAGGCCUGAGCAUCAACGCAGCCAUCAAUCUCCUCAUGACGUUCGUCAUCGCGCAAGCCUUUCUCAGCAUGCUAUGCCACAUGAAAUUCUUCCUAUUCUUCUUCUUUGCUGCCUUCGUCCUUGUCAUGACGCUGUUCGUCACUUUUUUCAUCCCCGAGACGAAGAACAUCCCCAUUGAAGAAAUGCAGAAGGUGUGGAAGGAGCACUGGUUCUGGGGACGGUUCAUCCCCAACGAGGGCAUCAAUUUUAACAUUAAUCGAUUGCCCGUCCACAAUCUGAACAGAUCUAAAGAUAUUGUUCAGACAUAAGUAUCUU
This is a messenger RNA of Magnolia sinica, 1591 nucleotides long. RefSeq names its product sugar transport protein MST6-like. The record is from RefSeq and is a predicted model, not a curated record. The coding region runs from base 1 to 1584 and encodes 527 amino acids. Gene Ontology annotation, cellular component: membrane. Gene Ontology annotation, biological process: monosaccharide transmembrane transport. The transcript has 4 exons. Gene Ontology annotation, molecular function: monosaccharide transmembrane transporter activity. NCBI's taxonomy places the organism in Eukaryota, Viridiplantae, Streptophyta, Magnoliopsida, Magnoliales, Magnoliaceae.